UUAUACAUUUUGAAAAGGUUAAAAACGCCCUUGUAAAAUUAGAUAUGCCAAAAAUAUUGAUUUUGAAAAAUUAUUAUACUUAAAAGUAAAAUGACACUGCCUUAUUGGAAAAUCCUUCCUCGCGUGUGGAUCUUUGCUCUUCACUCUUCAUUCUUGCUGUUGCUGUUCUACGCCUCCUUCUGCUGCAGCUGCUAGACAAACCUCGUGUAAACGAGUCAAAAAGAAAGAGGAAGAAUAAAUCUUGAAUGACGUUGUUUCAGGAAGACGAUAGUGUUGUUUAUGACAACUUGACGAGUAUUAAAUGGGGUUAGUGGCAGUUACAUGGCAUAAUUUUCUAAGAAAAUGUCAUCCACAAAAGAUAAGGUCUCUACAGACCUUGAAAGUUGAUCAUCAAUUGGAUCAAAUUUUGUUGUCUCCACCGCUUGCUUCUCUGGACAUACGUGAUAUCUGGACUCCCAAGUCUUAUUGUCAGAAUAUUCCAGAAGUACAUAAAAGCUUUAAUGAACAGAAUGCUGUGGUGCUUGAUGGAAAGUUGAUAUCAAUGGAAAUCAAGUCAAAAAUAGCUGAUGAGGUAAGAAGAAUGAAGAAAUGCCUCGGAAAAGUUCCUGGAUUAGCUGUAGUUUUGGUGGGCGAGAGAAGGGAAUCUCAAAUUUAUGUUCGCAAUAAGGUAACGGCUUGUGAAGAAGUUGGAAUCAGGUCUAUGGUGACUGAAUUAUCCACUGAUUGUGCAGAAGCAGAAGUUCAUAAUGCUGUCAUGCAAUAUAACAAGGAUCCAUCAAUUCAUGGCAUUCUUGUGCAGCUUCCUCUACCUAAACAUCUAGAUGAGGAAAAAGUUUUGGAUGCUGUAUGCCUUGAGAAAGAUGUCGAUGGCUUUCAUCCCCUUAAUAUGGGGAAUCUCGCAAUAGCAGGAAGGGAGCCACUAUUUACUCCAUGUACUCCAAAAGGCUGCAUUGAAUUAUUGCUUAGAGCUGGUGUGGAGAUUACGGGGAAGAAAGCUGUAGUAAUCGGAAGAAGUAAUAUUGUUGGUUUGCCGACAUCCUUGUUAUUGCAGAGACACCAUGCCACAGUCACCGUUGUACAUGCAUUUACAGAAAACUCGAAACAGGUCACUUGUGAAGCUGACAUUGUAGUUUCAGCUGCUGGACUGCCGAAUUUGGUGCGUGGCGACUGGAUAAAACCUGGUGCAGUUGUGAUUGAUGUCGGCACAACUCCUGUUGAGGAUCCUAGCUAUGAGGACGGUUACCGUCUUGUUGGUGAUGUAUGCUUUGAAGAAGCUGUUAGGGUUGCUUCCAUUAUUACCCCUGUCCCCGGAGGGGUUGGACCUAUGACUGUUGCUAUGCUACUACUUAACACACUGGAUUCUGCAAAACGCAUUCUUAAUUUUACUUGAUCUACUGUUUAGUUGACUCAUACUUCUCAUUAAACUUUUUAUUUUUAGAACAGAAGAGGACUAGUUUAUAAAGUUUUGAAUGAUCUUUUAAUGUAUCUUUGUACUUGAACAAGGACUAACUUAGAAAAUAUAAAUGUUAGAAAAUUUCAUGAGAUUAGUUAAUCAAAUGCGUUGUAUUUA
This is a messenger RNA of Arachis ipaensis, 1570 nucleotides long. RefSeq names its product Amino acid dehydrogenase family protein. The record is from RefSeq and is a predicted model, not a curated record. Gene Ontology annotation, biological process: tetrahydrofolate interconversion. Lineage: Eukaryota; Viridiplantae; Streptophyta; Magnoliopsida; Fabales; Fabaceae. Gene Ontology annotation, cellular component: cytosol. Gene Ontology annotation, molecular function: methenyltetrahydrofolate cyclohydrolase activity; methylenetetrahydrofolate dehydrogenase (NADP+) activity.